Geosmithia morbida is the source of this 453-nucleotide messenger RNA. RefSeq lists its product as uncharacterized. The record is from RefSeq and is a predicted model, not a curated record. Lineage: Eukaryota; Fungi; Ascomycota; Sordariomycetes; Hypocreales; Bionectriaceae. Bases 1 to 453 code for a protein of 150 amino acids. The transcript is spliced from 3 exons.
AUGGCUAUCUCUCUGGUCUACAUCUUCUUUACGGCCCUGCAUUUUCUGUGCUUUGCCCUUGGCAUUACCGUUUGUGGCGUGUAUGGGCAGAAUUUAAAGGACAAGGGUGACCAUGAGUCGCGAUGGAUUUACGCCGUGGUUGUCGGCGCUCUCUCGGUCGUGACCUGUCUCGUCUACUCUAUCCCGUUUGUCCUCCGAUUAGGCGGUCUGUUCAAGACGGCGUGGGACCUUGUCCUGUUUAUCCUGUGGAUUGCCGUGUUUGGACUAUUUGCAGACAUGUACCUCCACAAGGACAACAAGAACGGUGACUCGGAUAUUCGACUUAUGAAGGAUGCCAUAUGGGUUGAUCUGGUCAACGCCAUCCUCUGGCUUAUUGCCGCAGUGGCCGAUCUGGGUUACUGGUUUAAGCACCGUGAUGUCAGGACGCGAUUCACUGGCAGGGCGACGGUCUAG